GGCUGGAAGCUGCUUCUUCCAGCUAAACGUCGGGAAGCAGCGAUGGAAAUGGCUUCUAGGAAUCAGGAAGGGCUUGACAUUACGGAUCAGAACUCCAAGCGUGUCGACCCGGUCUUCGUCGCUAUUCACCCUCUAUUCAUUACUGUACUCGGAACCCCGAGUGUUGUCUGUGACUAUAUGCUCCUGUUUCGUGCCGUAUUCACACUGAGAUACCCUGACUAAAAUACACCACCUGCAACGUGCUCAGUAAUCACUAUCCGAGAUGUUCGACUCCUGUUUCGUGCCGUUCAAGGUCAAGCUUCCCUAUGACCAGACGGAGAACCUCGCCGCCGACCAUGCCGUCAGCUCCAAGGACGUCUCUGCCGGUGGAUACCUCUGGAUUUUCUCUUCCUACGACGCCUACGACGCCUACGCCGACGACAGGUACCUCGGAAUCUGCCUACAGCUCGCGAGAAACGCUAGAAGAGUCAUCAAGGCCAUCUUCGAGGCUUUCGUCAUGAAGAAGAACGGUGAGCCAUAUUCUCCCCUUGCCGACAGACUCGCGCAUUAUUUUUCCUCAUCAGACCACUCCUCGGGGUGGUCAUGGUGCGUGAAGCGAAGCGAACUCGAGUCGCUCUACAUGGUCGACGGCUGGAUCACCAUUGCUUGCGGGGUCAUCGUCGUGCGCGACGACUCCUUAUCCGUGCCGCCUUCCGACAUCGGGACCCAUCUCAGCAGACUCCUGGACUGCGCCGCCGCCGACGGUUCCGACGUCUCCUUCGUAGUGGGCGGCAAGAAGUUCCCAGCUCACCGGGCCGUGCUCGCCGCCCGAUCGCCGGUCUUCAAGGCGGAGCUCUUCGGCUCCAUGGCAGAGGCCAGCAUGUCAGACAUCACAUUGACAGACAUUGCACCUGCAACCUUUGAAAUUUUCCUCCGGUUCAUGUACACCGACACCUUGCCUGAAGAUGGCGAUCGCCUAUCGAGAUGUACAAGCAUCUGCUUGCCGUGGCCGACUGAAACAUACAGAUGCGCCGAGCUGAAAACCAAGUGCAUUACCUUCUUUGCGAAGGAGAAAAACUUCAGGAAGGCUGUGUUAACCGAUGGUUUCGUCAGGCUGGUUCACAAGUUCCCAGCGAUUGUUGCCGAGCUGAGGGAGAAGCCCAAGAAGUAGCCAGAGAGAGAUGCAAAUCCUGAUUGAUGUGCCUGUGUUGCAAUUUACUAUUCAGGUCUUCAUGUAUGGUUUAUGUCACCUGGUAGUUGAUAUCUUUUAAAGCAUACUGCUGUACUUACCAACUUAUUAUGUGAUGGGCUUGAA
Molecule: messenger RNA, 1294 nt
Organism: Brachypodium distachyon (stiff brome)
Lineage: Eukaryota; Viridiplantae; Streptophyta; Magnoliopsida; Poales; Poaceae
Product: BTB/POZ and MATH domain-containing protein 5
Biological process (GO): protein ubiquitination
Molecular function (GO): protein binding
Source: RefSeq, a predicted model, not a curated record